Arvicola amphibius (Eurasian water vole) is the source of this 4156-nucleotide messenger RNA. RefSeq names its product coiled-coil domain containing 40 (gene Ccdc40). Gene Ontology annotation, cellular component: cilium; cytoplasm. Gene Ontology annotation, biological process: heart looping; axoneme assembly; epithelial cilium movement involved in determination of left/right asymmetry. The coding region runs from base 1 to 4152 and encodes 1383 amino acids. NCBI's taxonomy places the organism in Eukaryota, Metazoa, Chordata, Mammalia, Rodentia, Cricetidae. The transcript is spliced from 22 exons. The record is from RefSeq and is a predicted model, not a curated record.
AUGGCGGAGCAGGAGGACAAGGCUGACGGGUCACACCUGGAAGGUGAGCAAGCUUCUGCAGAAGAGGACAAGGAACAGCCGCAUGCUGAAGGCCGUGAGGCGUCACCACCAAUGGAAAAUGGUGGCCAAGAAACUGAUGAAGAUAGAGAUGCCGCCAAGGGCCCUGAAGAGGACAUUGAAGGCGAAGGCAGACUCAAAGACGCAGCGGGGGACGAUGAGAAAGUCGGUGCUAAAAGAGAAGCCAUCCCUGAAGGGGUCGGCCUCGAAUCCAGCGUCGAGAACAUAGCAGAAGUGGACGUGGACGCCAUUGGGGAAGCCAUCCUAAAAAUGAACCUGGAAUCCAUCGGAGGUGCCAUCCCAGAGAUAGAAGCGCAACCCGCUGGAAAGGCCACACCAGAGCUAGGCCUCGAAUCCAGUGUCGAGAACAUAGCAGAAAUGGACGUGGACGCCAUUGGGGAAGCCAUCCUAAAAAUGAACCUGGAAUCCAUCGGAGGUGCCAUCCCAGAGAUAGAAGUGGAAUCCACGGAAGGCACCGCCCCAACAGGGGACUUGGACACCUCUGGGAAGGAUGCAUCUGAGGGGUACACCUUCUCUGAGAUGGAUGAAUUCUCUGGAAGGAUCAGCUCUGCCGAUUUCACCUUCUCGGACAUCAGUCCCUGGGAAAUAACUGAAGAGGAAGCCAACGCUGCCUAUCUGUAUGAAAGAACCAGACCCGAAGACACAUCCCAGCAAAGCUCCGGCGUAUAUGAGACCGUGGAACCAAGAGAGGAGAGACGGUGUGAUCCAACCUCCCACAGACUCCACCCCUCUGAACUCUUGAACUCUGCCAUCCCCGCCCACUUCAGCCUCUCUCCUGGCCCAGUCCCACCUGGUGUGAAUUGCUCUGGAAGCAGAGAGGGCAGGGGAGAGGACGACACACCUUCUCUGCGUCCCAUCCGCCCAGGCUGCGCUCCCUGCUGUUCACGGAUGCCCGUGUCUGUGCCGUCGGAUCCAGAACGCAGCCUUGUGGGGUGGGAGCCCUUGUUGUCUUUGGCUGUGCAGAUGAAGAAACUGGAAGGGGCGGGGGAAGCCAAACAUCUGUAUCAAGGGAAGGUGUCUAUUGGAAGAGAGAAGAGAAAGCAAUACCCCCCUGUGAGGCCCCUGCUGGAAGCGCAGAGAGCAGAGCCACGCUCCUAUGAGGAGGUGUUCAGGGGCGGAGCCACGCUCCCGCAAGGGGUGUGUUCUAAGCACGCUUUCCAACCUCUGGCAUCUGGGCAGCAGAGGAGAGCAUCUGUCCAGCCUAGCCCCGCAGCGGCCCCUGUUCGAAGAGGCUUUCCUAUGGGGGCACGCCAUCGCUUUAGGCUAAGCAUCAUGGGAAGCCUGACUUCCUCGGAUGUCGAUUUCCCGCUGGACACAGAGGAAGUUCCUAGGCAAGAGUCAGCACAUCCUCGCCCCCGGGAAGAAACCCGAAUACAGUUUCUAGACCACGUCCAGCCCCUCAGCCCUGAGGAAGAGGCCCUGGUGGAAAGAGCAGCAUCUGAAGAGAGCGAGGAGGCAGAUGACGAGAGUGCCCAACUGGUGGUUCUGGACCCAGACCAUCCCCUGAUGAUCAGAUUCCAGGAGGCUCUGAAGAGCUACCUCAGCCGGCAGAUAGACAAACUGAAGCUGGACAUCCAAGAGCUGGAUGUGGCCACCAAGCAAGCCCGAGUCCAGAGGCAGGAGCUGGGCGUGAACCUCUACGGGGUCCAGCAGCACUUGGCCCGCCUGCAGAUGCAGCUGGAGAAAAGUCAUGACCGCCACUCUCUGGCCGCAUGUGAGAGGCAGCGGAGGGAGGAGGAGCUGCAGACCACCAGGGCUCUCUAUAACAAGACCUGCAUGACCGCCAACGAGGAACGAAGGAAGCUGGCAGCCCUACAGACCGAGAUGGAGAGCCUGGCUCUGCACCUCUUCUACAUGCAGAACAUAGACCAGGACGUGCGCGAUGACAUCCGUGUGAUGAAGCAGGUGGUGAAGAAGACCGAGACAGAGAAGAUGCGUGCCGAGAUCGAGAAGAAAAAGCAGGAUCUAUUCGUGGACCAGCUCACCGAGAGGGCACACCAGCUGGAAGAAAACAUCUCCCUGUUUGAGGCUCAGUACUUGUCCCAGGCUGAGGACACCCGGAUUCUCAGAAAAGCAGUGAGUGAGGCCACCACAGAGAUCGACACCAUUGUGGUGGAGAAGAAGCGUAUCCUCCAGCAGUGGACCACCAGCCUAGUGGGCAUGAAGCACCGUAACGAGGCGUACAGGACCGUGCUGGAUGCGCUCAGGGAAUGUGAACAUCAGGUUAAGUCCAUCGACGGUGAGAUCGAAGCCUAUAAGAAGUCAAUCAUGAAGGAGGAAGAGAAGAAUGAGAAUCUGGCCCGCCUCCUGAACCGCUCAGAGACAGAAGCCAUGCUAGUGCAGAAAAUGACCACCCAGUGCUUGAGCAAGCAAGAGGCCCUGCAGAGCGAGUUCAGCACCUACCAGCUGGCCCUGCAGGACACAGAGGAAAUGCUGAACAAGAGCUCUCUGGAACACUCGGCAAUCUUGAGCGAACUCCAGGCCGCCCACCAGGCUGUCCAUCAGGAGCAGGAGCUACGGCAAAAGAUGGAUGUCUCCAUCUUGGACAAGCUGCAGGAGCACGGGACCUCCAGCAAGAUGACCAAGUACUUCCAGCAGCUCCUUCGGAAGCUGCAGAAGGAGAAUACCAACCUGGUGACACAUCUCUCAAAACUUGACGGAGACAUUGCUCAGGCCACCCUGGACAUCACCAACACCAGCUGCAAGGUAGACAUGCAUAAGAAGACGCUGGCGGAGCUGGACAAGGAGGUGAAGCGGCUCAACGACCUCAUCACCAACAGCGAGAACGAGAUCGUGCGGCGCACCAUCCUCAUCGAGAGGAAGCAGAGCCUUAUCAACUUCUUCAACAAGCAGCUGGAGCAGAUUGUGUCCGUUCUGGGGGGGGAAGAAGCUGGACCCCUGGAACUGGAGAUCAAAAGGCUGUCGAAGCUGACCGAAGAGCACAACGCAGGAGUGUCAGAGGCACAGAUGACCUGGCUGCGCCUGCAGCAGGAACUGGUCCAAGUCACACAUGAGCGCGAGGAGCAACUGGUGUCCCUGGACCAGCUCAAGAAAGAGAUGCACAUUAUGGAGCAAAAGAAGCUUCGCAUAGAGAACAAGAUUGAGCAAGAGAAGAAGGAACAGAAGGAGAUCCACCGGCACAUGAAGGACCAGAACAACGACCUGACCAAACUCAACAUGCUGAUGGACAAGAACCGGUGUGACUCGGAGCAGCUGCAGCAGAGCAACCUGGUGGCCGAGACAGAGUUUGUGCGCACACUGAAGGAUGCAGAGAGAGAGACCAUCCAGAUGGAGGAAAAGCUGACGCAGCUCCGCGAAGAAAAGACCACCCUCCUCAACAGCCUGGUGGAGGCCGAACACCAGAUCAUGCUCUGGGAGAAAAAAAUCCAGCUGGCAAAGGAGAUGCGCGCCUCAGUGGAUUCUGAGACCGGGCAGACAGAGAUCCGGGCCAUGAAGGCCGAGAUCCACAGGAUGAAGGUCAAGCACGGGCAGCUGCUGAAGCAGCAGGAGAAGAUGAUCCAGGACAUGGAGCGGGCUGUGAGCCGCAGGGAGACCAUUGUAGUCCAGGCUGAAGGGCAGAGUAAAAUAGACAAGAAGACCAUCACCAGAACAGACUUCCAUUACCAGCAGAAUGAGCUGCGAAAGAAAAUUAGGGACACGCACAAGGCCACAGAGGAAUGCAUCAAGACCAUCUCAGAACUGGAAGAAUCUCAAAAACUCCUAAGCAGCUCCCUCCAGGAGAAGCAGCAGUCCCUGUCAGAUAUUCAGGGUGACAUAGACGUUCUGGAAGAUGAGAUCAACAAGCUCACAGCUCUGAAACGGCAGAACCUUUUGGAGAUUGUGACCCUGCAGACGCGGGCCAAGUACCUGCAGGCUGUUGUGGACGGGAAGUACGUGUUCCUGUACCGCAACAGCCAGAGCCAGCUGCUGGAGCGCAAGCGUCUGGAUGUCCGGCUGGCCCAGUUAAACGCUGUCCUCUCCCAAGUUCAGGAAGACUACCCCCAGUACCAGGAGGUGCUGAGAAAGAUUCAACAGAAGAUCGUCAGCAAGCUGGAGCACCCACAGCCCUCCUAGACAG